Molecule: messenger RNA, 1401 nt
Organism: Erigeron canadensis
Lineage: Eukaryota; Viridiplantae; Streptophyta; Magnoliopsida; Asterales; Asteraceae
Exons: 2
Coding region: 198-1124 (308 amino acids)
Biological process (GO): regulation of transcription by RNA polymerase II
Cellular component (GO): SAGA complex
Molecular function (GO): transcription coactivator activity
Source: RefSeq, a predicted model, not a curated record
CACACAUCACACGUGACUUUGACCAACCUCUCUCUCUUUCUCUCUCUGUAACACACAAAAAAAAAGGAAGAAAAGAAAAUAUUCCCGAUUACGAACCCUAAAUCCCCUUUUCAAUCCAUCAAUUCAAUCAGAAAUUUAAUAGAAUGAUAAAUGAUGAUAUAUAGUAAGGUAUAUUGAGAGGAUUAUAAAGUCAAAAAAUGCCGGCGGUCCGGCGUAUUCCAAGAAUAGAUACUUUCGAGCUAAAAGUAGAAAUCGAAAAAAGACUUGGAUCAAAAAAGGCUGAAAGCUACUUCAAUCUAGUCACUAAGUAUUUAAGUCUUAAGCUUAAGAAACCGGAAUUCGAUAAGCUUUGUGUUAGUUUAAUAGGUCGUGAGAAUAUUCGUCUUCACAAUGAACUUAUCAUGGCUAUUUUGAAAAAUGCUGUGGUUUCUAAACUACCUCCUCCAAAGCUUGUGAAAAGCGAUGGCCCGGUGACUUUAAAAGCACCUAAUGGGACUAAUCCAAGAACCGGGCUUCAGUCUUUAUGCAGAGACGUGUUUCCUCCGUCUCCUAAGAAAGGGAGAACCCCGAGUCUUCGUGAAAGAAAGUUGAAUAAUCAGGUAGUUAAUAGAUCAUCUGAUAAUAUGGUGACGAAAAAAGUUCAAGAGCAACAACAAAGUGUUACUGAGCUGCCUCUUGAAGUGAAUUCUGUUGAGCAGGAUGCGAUAAGUCCGGGUGUUUAUAGUAGAAGCCCAGUUAGGGCUCCACAUGGCAUUAAUUUAUUACAUUCAAAAGAAACACGGAAAGUGCUUUCUAUUGGCUCGGAUUUUGCAUAUCAUACCGAGACUUGCCAUUAUAGUGGUCAUUUGCCUGCUACAGGUUCUUUAAAGAACAGGUUAAAGCAGAAUUUGAAAACGGAAGGCUUGGAUAUCUCUAUGGAUUGUGUUAAGUUAUUGAAUGAUGGGUUGGAUUGUUUUUUGAAGAGGGUUAUAAAACCGAGUUUGGAGUUAACUCGCUCAAGGUCUACACAAGGGUCAGGGGCCGCAUCGUUUUCAACCUCUAUGCUAGAUUUUCGGGUGUCAACAGAGAUCCAUCCCAUGAUUCUUGGAGAAGUUUCACAUAUACUACACGAGAAUAACAUUUGACAGAUUUUCGUUUAAUGAUAAAAUACCAUUUUAAUGAUACUAAAAAGCAUUGCUGUAAAAGUGAUACAUUUAACCAGCAAAAGUUUUGGAUGUAGACUGAUUAGGUUGUGUAUAUAUACGCGUUUCCUAUACAGGGAUGCUGAGCUGUGAAGAACAAAGAUAUAUGUUUAGUAAGAUUCAAGGCUUUCUUCAUUUGACAUUUAUAGUGUUACUCAUUUUUUUUGUGUUGAUGAAACUUACAUUAUAGAGCUAAUAUUGCUAACUUGUUUGACUUUUA